AUAGGAGCGGCGCCGGGGCGGGAGCGCAGAGCGGUUUGAAAAUUCGGGCCCGGAGGACACGAGGCGGUGAUGGCUGGCGGUAAAGCGGGUAAAGACUCCGGCAAGGCGAAGACCAAAGCGGUUUCCCGCUCACAGCGAGCAGGCCUCCAGUUCCCAGUCGGCCGCAUCCACCGACAUCUGAAGUCCAGGACCACCAGCCACGGGCGGGUGGGCGCCACGGCAGCGGUUUAUAGCGCGGCCAUUCUGGAGUAUCUGACGGCCGAGGUACUAGAGCUUGCAGGAAAUGCAUCCAAAGACUUGAAGGUAAAACGCAUUACCCCUCGCCACUUGCAACUUGCUAUUCGUGGAGAUGAAGAGUUGGAUUCCUUAAUCAAGGCUACCAUUGCUGGGGGUGGAGUCAUUCCUCACAUUCACAAAUCCCUGAUUGGCAAAAAAGGACAACAGAAGACAGUUUGAUGGUGGAAACUUCCUUUUUGGUUCACUAGUCUCAGGACUCCAUCUCCAAAUAAUCAGCUGUAGAAUGUUGGAGGAUCUGACUGGAAAGACACUGGACUUCUGAAAUGUGAUUACAUAGACAUUUUUAUCUCAAUAGUAUUCAGGGGAGGGGUCUUUUUAAAAGUAAAGCUCAAUAAUCAAACUUCCAUGUGCACUAGUCUGGGAAAGCCAAAUCUGGGACCAUAUCCUCCAAGGUGGGACUGUAUCUGGGUGACCUGGAGUUGUUUCCUGGUUACUGCCUUUUCAUAGCAUCUGUUGCAGUAUUUUAAAUGCAGGAAGAGCUCACUGCUUGUAUGACUUUUAUUUUUGAAGUGGAUUUAAAUCCAGAUGGUUUGUUCUGACUGUUUGUUCUGUCUAUUGGUGUAUGAAGUUUUCAAUAAAAUGUAUUAAAUGGC
Molecule: messenger RNA, 890 nt
Organism: Rhincodon typus (whale shark)
Lineage: Eukaryota; Metazoa; Chordata; Chondrichthyes; Orectolobiformes; Rhincodontidae
Product: histone H2A.Z
Exons: 5
Coding region: 70-456 (128 amino acids)
Cellular component (GO): nucleosome
Molecular function (GO): structural constituent of chromatin; protein heterodimerization activity; DNA binding
Source: RefSeq, a predicted model, not a curated record